Pseudomyrmex gracilis is the source of this 6153-nucleotide messenger RNA. RefSeq lists its product as uncharacterized. Lineage: Eukaryota; Metazoa; Arthropoda; Insecta; Hymenoptera; Formicidae. The coding region runs from base 602 to 4435 and encodes 1277 amino acids. The transcript is spliced from 17 exons. The record is from RefSeq and is a predicted model, not a curated record.
UCGUUCGUUCGUUCGCUCGCUCGCUCGCUCGCUCGUACGUACAAGCGACGAGUUCGUCGUCAGUCGACUACGCGAUUUCGCGGUGCUCGUAUCUUGCGUCUUCGCAAAGUAGUGCGCUACCUGUCGAUCAUCUCGCGAUCGCGCGACAACGAUCAGUCUCCUGCGGUCGUGUUUUAACGCAAGCAUCCGGUCGGCCCCUGGCAAAAUGGCCGCGCGCUGAGGAGAGUUCACCGAGUUGUAUCUCUCUACGAUCGCGACUUCUUCGACGCUCACUUGGUGUUGUUCGCGUUUAAAAGGGGUUUAUACUCGACGAUGAUGUCGACACGGGGACGCCUCGGAUAGAACCGUAAGAAGACACCGAGGAAGACACCAGAGAACUCGAUCCAAGAUCGCAGGCCUCGCCGGGAACAGACUGGACGCCCAUGCCGGGCAACGGAAGGACUAAGCAGCAGCAGGAGGGUCUCAGGAGCGAAAGAGAAAAAACCACCGGUGUAGCAGAAAACGCGGAAGUGCGUCGUGAAGGACGUGCGUCCUGACUCGUCCUUUUACACAGAGACUAUUUUUUUUCUGCGAGAGAAAGAGAAACGCUCCCACGGAAAGGAUGUCGCGAAGAACGAAACGCUCGACGCUUCAAGUGUCAUCCUUGGCGCUUCUAAUGACAUUAAUGAUGACGUUGUGGAGGACAUCACAGGCUCAUGUGGCUCUGACGUUCCCGCGGGCUAGGCAGUAUGACUUGGACUUCCUGGAUAACGCCAGAACGCCGGCGCCGUGUGGAAUGCCACGUGGCCACGUUAGAACGUCGUUACUGGCGGGAAGCAAUUUUAACGUCACAUGGCAUCUCGCUUAUCCCCACAGGGGAGGCUUUCGGCUUCAAAUUUUAGAUGCUCUCGACAGGCCGCUAAUCGACUUAACGCCUGUGACGCAAACCAGUGAAUUCGUCGAAGAUGAUGCUACAGCACAAAGUUACGCUGUGCAGCUGCCGCAAGAUUUCACAUGCACCGACUGUACCAUCCGAUUACUGCGAGAGGCCGAAGAAUGGGGUUCCAGUUAUAGAUUUUGGUCGUGCGCAGAUAUCGACAUCCUCGACAGGAAAGUUUAUCGAGAGACUUGCAGCGGUCACGGACGUUACCUGCUCGGCAGGUGUAGGUGCGAUCGUCUCUAUCACGGCACGAGGUGCGAAUUUAAGGAAGAAUGCCUGGACGACUCGGACUGCGGUAUUCAGGGCACGUGCAUCGACAACGGUGGCACGACCGCGCCUACCAAGCACUGCUACUGCAAUGCCGGCUGGUUCGGUCCGGGUUGCGGAAGAAGAUCUCCGGUGAAAAACAUUAACGUAGACAUAAACGCGUACACGAUGAAACGAUUCUCCGACGAUAUUGUAUUUUAUUGGAGAAUUCUGAAGGAUAGUCAAGAAUUGGAAGGUGUUCUCAUGGCUAACUCGACCACAUGGGUCGGCAUCGGAUGGCGGCCCAGCGAUUUGGGUCCUAGUUGCCGAUCUUUUCCGUUGAUUGCUGAGCGAUCCGAACCGCUACCGCAGCCGGAACCAAAAUUAGAACCGAUUGCUAAUACAGAACUUAAAUCAACGGCCAAACCGGAUCUAGAACCUGCGGCAGAACCGGAACCGGAACCAGAACCAGAAUCAGAACCAGAACCAAAAUCUGAGCCUGAGCCUAGCGUGGAAAGUGAGAAAUCGGUAGCAAAAAGACGAUCGGCUAAAGCGGAUGCUGCAACGUUCGAUGUAACGUCGCGACCGGAUGUCGAUGUUACUGUGCAAACUAGCGUAACCUACCAAGUCAGCACGAAGCAAGGUCGCAAGAAAAGAUCUCCAGAUCCAACUCCGGUCUCUGCAAAUGGGAAACCGGUCGCAGAGUCCAGCGUCGUCGGGCCGAAAUCCGAGCCAGAACCGACUUCUGAGCCAGAGUCACAAUCCGAACCAGAACCAAAAUCCGAGCCCGAACCCAGCUCUGAACCAGAGCCAAAAUCCGAGCCUGAACCUAACUCCGAAUCAAAAUCUGAACCCGAACCUAGUUCUACGCCAGAGCCAAAUUCUCAACCAGAACCCAGUUCUGAGCCCGAACCAAAAUCUGAACCGGAAUCUCAAUCCGAGCCGGAACCUCAAUCCGAGCCGGAACCUAAUUCUGAGCCGGAACCAAAAUCCAAAUCAGCUAGCUCUGAACCCGAACCAACGUCUGAACCAGAACCAAAAUCAGAGCCGGAACCCACAUCCGAACCUGAACCUAGUUCUGAACCAGAACCAAAAUCCGAGCCAGAACCAAAAUCCGAACCAGAACCUAGCUCCGAGCCAGAGCCGAAAUCUGAACCAGAACCGAAAUCCGAGCCAGAACCAAAAUCUGAACCAGAACCCAGUUCAGAACCGACGUCAAGAACAGGUCCGAAGUCGGGAGCGACAAAAGCAUCACUGCCAGCGCCGGCGCACAAGUACGAGCCCAAACACGACUUCAAUCCUAUGGACUGCACGGAUAUUAUAAUUGGAAUGGCGCGAGGAACGAGUUACAGGAUCGGCGAUUAUUAUACGAGGGACAGAUCGACGCCUCGCAAAGACGAAUACUGGGACAGAAGCGGGAGCGACAGCUUGACGGCCGCUUUCGGUUACGAACGCGACGGAGUCACGACGAUACUUUUCCGCCGAAAAUUGACCGCCUCAGAGCCGACCGAUCACGCGAUUCGCGACGGCAAUAUGCAGGUGAUUUGGGCGAAAGGUCAAGAACCGGGCAAGUACGUGCAUCAACCGGCUAGCGGGAUCGAAAAGGCCAAGGUCAGCGUUAAAGACUUCUACAAGGUCGACGAGCUUAAAUAUCACGGGCACAGAAUGCAGAGAGGCGCGGUGACGAUGAAUUUCUUUGAGGAGACUAAGAAGCCGGAAUUCACUGGCGGUGUCACGUUACAAGAUGGUAGCUGCGGUGGGCAGUGGCGUUAUCCGAGAAAUUGCUCGCCAGAAAAUGGCACUUGCGAAUACUCCAUACAAUGGACGUACAAGGGCAAGAAAGAUCUGAUAUCAUUCGUAAUUUCUACAACGAACACCAACGCGUGGACCGGAGUUGGAUUUUCCGAUGACACCAGCAUGUCGCAAACCGACGCGGUUUUGGGUUGGGUCGACAAGAACAGCGGCCGUGCUUUUGUGAUGGACACUUGGAUUAGUGGUUACAACGCGCCAUUGUUGGAUCAGUCGCAGGAUGUCUACAACACCAGCGGUCGCAUCGAGAAUGGUGUAACUACACUGAGAUUCUCAAGAAAACGCCUCACGAAGGACACCAAAGAUCUUUCGUUCACGGACGAUCACUGUUUGUACAUGAUGUUCCCGGUAAAAGGUGGCACAUUCAAUCCGAUCAAUAAAAAGAUUCGGAAGCACGACGAAAAUCCGGUUGUCUCGUCAGAUAGAAUAUGCAUCAGGUCAUGCGGCGUGGAAGAUAUCGAAGAUCAAACCACGACCGCACCGCCAAGACUGCAUUACGACAUCGAGAUAAAACUCGUCAAUCUGGGCGACGGAUUUAUAACUCCCACGCCCGAUAGUCCUGACUUUGAAGUGAUCUCGAACAGAAUAUCAGAAAGUUUCGGGCCGGUGUUCGAGAAGCUCCCAGGCUACUAUCAAGUCCGCCUUGACGAGCUACAAAAAGAUAAUGAAGGAGUGAUUGCGCGAAUGAAUUUGAUUCUUGAUAAGAAUGAGGCCAAGGGUAGAUCUCUGAAAGCAGCGGAUACUCAUCUUGAAACGGAAAAAGCAUUACGCGAAGCACUUGUGACUGGCAAAGUAGGAGCGCUCAGUGUCGACCCGCAGUACUGGAUAGUCAGAUCACCUCGAGUGAACGAUGUAGAUGCAGAAGACGAGAUUAGUCGACCGUCUUCGACGUCGGAUUUAUUCCUAGGCGCGACAAAGCUUUACAUUGUCGUGGGUUGUGUAGCAGCUUUGCUAGCUCUUGCAUUGCUGCAAGCUAGUUGCACUCUCUACAGAAGCUCAAAGCGACGAGCAACCAAGGAGCGUUUAAUCGUCAGUAACGCCUGGAAGGAUUAUGCUUCUGGCGCAAACACGAAUUUUGCGUUUGAGGCGUUCGAGACGGAAGAGAAGGCGCCGCCGCCGCCGGUGUCCAGUCUGCCGCGUCACAGAGAAAUCAUCAGCAAUGGUACGACAGGCAUGAACGGUCACGACGGUAUUGACGGUCCGAAUCGAAUGGUCGGACCAAGAGCGACGUACAGUCUGCCACGCGCGCCAGGCGCCAGGCAUUCGGCACCGCCCAUUCAACCUGGCUACUAUACUCAGGACCGCAGGGAUCAUUACGGACGCGCCAGAAGCCUGAAUCCAGCGGGCACCGCGACCACUCAGAUAAACCAGCCGGACUUCUACUUCAUGCCCAGUCAGCGAAAGUACAGCGGCGAGGUCGUGCGCGUUUACGUGGAUUACGGCAGCCAGAUGCCGAAAUAACGAGGUUCAGGUCCGAUCCCUCCCCGUUCAGAAUAAAUCUCCUCGUUUGAUCGAGAAGCAACUUGUAUAUAUUUGAAUUAGUGACGAAGAAAGACACGCAGAAUUUCUGCGCGGUGCUAUUAUCUCUGUCUGUUCUUCCCAUUUUCCCGUGGCUUCCCUUUCCCGAAGAAACUCGGGCUCCGGUUUGAGGCACGGAGGGGGAAGUUACCGUACGGAAGCAUAGAAGUGGCGCUUACGACCAAAGAAGUUAUCCGUAGGGCGCGCGCCUCCUGUAAGUUCUGUACAGAGCGCACGAACUCUUGUCAAACUUUUGUGCUUUUGUGGUGGAAACUGUUUAUAGUUAUGUAAGUUUUCAUACAGUCAAGAAUCCGACAAAUUUUUGAGGAUUUUUUGGUUCUAGCGUGCUUACAGUCUAUCCGGUAAGCACAUUCGUAGAAUAUAAAAAAAAUCCAACAGCUUUACAAUUUAAUGUCACAUAAAAAAACGUUUUGAAAGAAUAAUAGUGGAUGAGAAUAGUGGAGUCUCUAAAAUAGCAAACUUUAACAGACUUGAAAAAAUUAAAAGUUGUUUAAGAACCCGAAAGAUUACGUAUCUAAAAGUCAUAUUGUCCGACAAAUACACGUAUAUCUGUCAAUUUCGCAUCAGUAAAUGACACGCCCAACGAAUGUAUCUAGUUAAAAAGCAAGUAUGAACGUUUGAACAAUAAAAAAAAAAACAUUUGUACAUUUUUAAACAGAUAUAACCCCUGUCCUGUUUCUUUAAUACCCGAAUUUAUCCUUAAGAGAGUGAGUAGUAUUCAUAUUAAUUUCAGUUAUAAAUGUAAAUUGAACGAGAUCAAGACUGUGAGAGAAUGUUAAAAAAGAGGAGGCGACGACGUAAGUAUAGAGAUAGAAAUAAAAAAAAAAAAAACAAAUAAAGCACCUGCGGUGAUUAAAGCGAUUGUUUAGUUGUUAAGGAGGGGAGGUAAAAGUUUGUUAUACGUCUAUAUGAUAACGACGACAGUGUCGAUAUAGAGAAGUCGUGUUGGUACGGAUUAUAAAUUAUUACAAUAGUGAUAAAAUUAACGAUAUAAUACUUGUAAUCAUAAUCAUAAUAACGAUAGUUAUAGCAGUAGUAGUGUAACGAUGGCAAUAUAAUAUUACAGUAUUAAUUACAUUAAUGUCGUUAACAACGGCGUCGCGUGCAGCCAAGACUUCCGUGAUAGUUUCUAUGAGCGAUGGAAACAUACAAAGCGACGCCAAAGGUAAGCUUUCCCUCCUACUUUUCUCCUUUUUCCCCUCUUAAUCCUUGAAAUCUCGAGCGUGUAUCCUGCCAAAUUGUGUAUUUGCCCGCGUUUCUAUUAUUUAUACAUAUAUAACUAGCAUAUCGAGCGCAAUAUUUCCGGCUCAUAAAGUUGAUUUUUUCCUCGGUCACACAGAAGUUUUUGAAAAACGAGUUCUUUGACCGAAUCUAAUGACCUCACUUGACAAUGUGCCCCAUAAACGCAAGCGUAGAUAAACGCGCGUGUAUAUAACAGGAUAAUGUACGUGAAUAAAAGUCAUCGAAACAAAACACCAGCCCUAAUUUCGAAGUGUUUUCUGUAAGAAACUACACGUAAUCGCGCGCAAGUUCGCGUUUGACAGACACAUUGUCUUAUUCCUGUUUUUUUUUUUUUUCGAUUUGUUGAGUUUUGUUUUUUUUUUCCUUGCUAGCUUUUCACUCUCAUGCACGCGUAUCGC